CAGCUGAAUAUGUAAAAUCUCGACUCCCAGAGGCCCUUAAACAGCACCUUCAAGACUACGAGAAAGACAAAGAAAAUAGUGUAUUGUCUUACCAGACCAUCCUUGAACAGCAGAUUCUAUCAAUUGACCGAGAAAUGCUAGAAAAAUUGACUGUAUCCUAUGAUGAAGCAGUUCCAGUCAAUAAUUAACAGCGCUGAAUGAAAGAUCUGUCCUCUGAGAUGCUCAAGCUACCUAAUCUGGGCAAUAAAGGACAUCAAGAGGAAAUUCGAUUCCCCCGUCAAAGAAGGCCUCUGAAGAUAUCAUGCUUGAACUGAAUCAUCACCACGUGCACAUCAGCCAGUGUCAAGGACCAGGCUCUAUACUAGGCAGAGGGAACACAGAGGCCCGAUGACAAAAGGCUUGGCAUGUUUCCUCUUGGGCAUAAUGUUUUUCUGGCAUUUUUCUCAACCACAAGGUACGACGUGUUUGAUUGCCCUGCUAUCAGAUAAAGACCUCACUGUGGCCAACGUGGGUGACUCACGUGGGGUCCUAUGUGACAAGGAUGGGAAUGCCAUUCCUUUGUCUCAUGAUCACAAACCCUACCAGCUGAAGGAGAGGAAGAGGAUAAAGAGAGCUGGUGGUUUUAUCAGUUUCAAUGGCUCCUGGAGGGUCCAGGGGAUCCUGGCCAUGUCUCGAUCGCUGGGGGAUUAUCCACUGAAAAACCUCAAUGUGGUCAUCCCAGACCCAGAUAUCCUGACCUUUGACCUGGACAAGCUCCAGCCUGAGUUCAUGAUCUUGGCAUCAGAUGGCCUCUGGGAUGCUUUCAGCAAUGAGGAAGCUGUUCGAUUCAUCAAGGACCGCUUGGAUGAACCUCACUUUGGGGCCAAGAGCAUCGUUUUACAGUCCUUUUACAGAGGCUGCCCUGACAAUAUAACAGUCAUGGUGGUGAAGUUCAGGAAUAGCAGCAAAACAGAAGAGCAGUGAACCCUUCGGGGUCUCAGCUGCCUUAGACUAAAGGACUUUCAACACACUGGUCUCUUUUAAUGUAGUGAAAGGUGUGGGAGUUACAAUUAGGAUCAUCCAUCCCAGACAUGGGGUUCCCUGUCCCCAACUGUCUUAAGUCUAUGUGCCGUAUGAACAGAGGGUGCUCUUGGCCAAUGUAGUUGAGAGGCUGGAAAAUGGUUUCUUCGUGUUUUCCCAACUCUUUCAUCCAAUGUCCAAAAUAGAUAUAGCUGUAGAGUCACAUGUAUGAAGUUAAAGGCGUAUGUGCCACAUAUUCUCCUUUUACAGUUGCUUUCAAGAUCCCUUACAGGGCCCUCCGAUCAUCAGACUUCGUGUCCUCUCACUGGAGCAAUGAGCAGGGCAAGACUCCCAGGAGAUGCUGUGGGUAACCCAUGAGUCAGAGCCAGUGUGGCCAUGCCCCUUGCUGAGAGGCAGAGCUGUCCCGAGGGUGCUUUGUCCUCCUGAGCCCAGCUUUUCUGCUCUGCAGCAGCCCAGAAACAGAUUUGGAAAUGGUUUAUUAUUCCACAGCUGUUCUUGAAAGCUGAGGGAAGUGGGGAGGAGAACCACCUGCCACCCUUAAGUCACCUCCCCCGCCUUCAUUAGUUAAAUAGACUUUGUGUACCACCCAACCAGUCUCUGUGUGAUUAUCCUAAUCGUGCAUGACCUUAACCUUUUGCUUACACUUUACCUAAUGGAAUAGGCAGCUGUUAAACUUUACCACCCGACACCGUGAUUUUUUUUUACAGUACCAAGUGAUAAAAGCAAAUCGCAAUACCGCAAUUGCUUCUACCUUUAAGGAUAGAUGGGGAAAUCACAGCCAAAUAAGUCACAGCAUCCCCUGGGAAGUUUGCUGCUUUGCAUUGGGAGAGAAAGCUACUGAGGUUGCCGUCCUGACUUGAGUGCCAGCUGCCUGGUUUUGUGUAUUUCUUUCUGUCCUAGUAGCUUUCGAGUGUCUCUCAAGCGGUGUUCUGAGAAGCAGCUGCAUAGAACUACAUGUGUGCCCCCUGAAGCCAAGUACAGGGUCCCCAGCCUCCUGUUGGAAUUUGGUAGUAAAUUACUGGGAUGUGCUUCUGCUAGAUGGUGGAAAGGCAGCAGUCUUUAAUGUUUGGUUGCAAACCAUUGAGUUAUUUUGGAGCCAGACCUGCUACUUUUCAUUUCUUAUCACCGAUGUCACAUUUCCAAUCUCAGUAUUUUAUUAUUAUGGAAAAUGCUGGGCUCAAACAGCCAAACAAGAUAUUCACGGCAUCCCCACCCUGUGUCUGAAAAACCAGGGCAUCCACCUGGUUUUGUCCUUCCAGAGUGGGCAUUUGUCUUUAUGGCUUCUCCGAGGCCCUAUUUGCUGACCACCUCCUCUUCUGCCUUCUUCAAAUGUGGAAGGUUCUAGGAGAGAACUCAGGAGGAUGCAAAGAUCCCGUUGCGGCUGCCGAGGACUGUGAUCUGUCUGGAUCCCUUUGAGCUCUUAACCUUUCUUUGACUGAAAGAAUAAUGGUUUCCCAAGCGAUGUACUUACUUUUGUAAACUAACAUUGGAAUUUAUGAUAUUAGAAUUAGAACUCUGGUUUUUUUUUUUUGUUUUUUUUAGGUGUAGCAUGUUUCAGUACAAAAUACCUGCCACCAUGUUAGAUUGGAGUCUCUGCCUCUUGAGAGGCACAGUGUUUGGAUGUGUGUAUUUGAGGUGGGGGUGGGGAGGGAGUUGUGGGAAACAUGCUGGUUAUGAUCACUGAUGGGAUGGUUGGGCCAGGUGGCCUGAGUUUGUUUAGGGAUUCGGGACAUUCUGAUUAUGAAGUUACUGGAGCCCACUCUCUAACUGGAGUCCAGGAGUAAGCAGUGUCAGCAUGUUACAGCACACAGUUCAUUUUCCUUUUUCUAUUUUUAACUUAACCCAGAAUUCAUAAAUAACAAUGGAAAGACCUUUUUAAGUUCUGUGAUCAUUGUUAUUGCGUAAAAUGGAAAUGGUACUGUUUGGUGAAGAUGAAGAAGAAAAGCUACUAAGUUAGUAAAUCAGUGUUUCUCUGCCCUGCGAAAUGUCUUAGUAGAUGGUGCUGAGUGCAGGAGUGUGUGGCUUUCCCUCUGACUGAGGUUCACAAGGCAUCUUCUAAACUUUUCUUUGUAGAAUGAACCCAUUUCUGACUUUAA
Messenger RNA from Odocoileus virginianus texanus, 3116 nucleotides. The record is from RefSeq and is a predicted model, not a curated record. NCBI's taxonomy places the organism in Eukaryota, Metazoa, Chordata, Mammalia, Artiodactyla, Cervidae.